Molecule: messenger RNA, 2040 nt
Organism: Populus trichocarpa (black cottonwood)
Lineage: Eukaryota; Viridiplantae; Streptophyta; Magnoliopsida; Malpighiales; Salicaceae
Product: aluminum-activated malate transporter 9
Exons: 6
Coding region: 255-1880 (541 amino acids)
Biological process (GO): malate transport
Cellular component (GO): plant-type vacuole membrane
Source: RefSeq, a predicted model, not a curated record
ACCCCGACUUAGCUUGCAUCCCCCGACUCUUUAAAUUGCUCUCUCCUUCUCAUGAACAUCCCACAUCUAGCAACAUCAAGUCCUGCAAUUCUUAUGAGCUCGUCAUUCUCAUCCGAACCCUACUUUGCUUCAAACUUUUCACUUAGUUUCAAGUCUUUUUCUUGGAAAAUAUAACAGGAACUCAAGUUAACAAUACGGAAAAUUCAAAGCAAACCAGGCCGAAAGACUUGGAAGAGUUUAUAAUUGAUUGGAGAAUGAAUGGCAAAAAGGGCAGCUUCGAGAUCAACAUUCCACCAGAGGCUACCAAAUCCAAGCUGCCUGGUACCAGCAAAGAAGGCAGCAUUGGAGCAUUUUCCUCCUGUAAGGCAUGGAUUUGGAGUGUAUGGGAAUUUGUCAAAGAAGAUAGCAACAGAGUUAAAUUCGCUUUAAAAGUUGGCCUAGCUGUUCUUCUAGUGUCCUUGCUUAUACUAUUCCGAGCACCUUAUGAUAUAUUCGGCACCAAUAUCAUCUGGUCCAUUCUCACUGUGGCUAUCAUGUUCGAAUACACAGUUGGUGCAACUUUUAAUCGAGGAUUCAACCGAGCUCUUGGAAGCUUGCUUGCAGGAGUAUUGGCUAUUGCGGUUGCUCAGUUAGCUAUACAGUCGGGCCGGGUUGCCGAGCCUAUUAUAAUUGGCAUUAGCAUCUUUCUGAUUGGGUCUAUUACAUCAUUCAUGAAAUUAUGGCCAUCACUCGUGCCAUAUGAAUAUGGGUUCAGGGUCAUACUCUUUACCUACUGCUUGAUCAUAGUAUCUGGUUAUCGGAUGGGGAAUCCAAUAACAACAGCAAUGGACCGACUGUACUCUAUUGCCAUUGGAGGGUUCGUAGCAGUCCUAGUGAAUGUGUUUGUUUUUCCUAUAUGGGCCGGGGAGCAGUUGCACAAGGAACUUGUCAACAGCUUUAACUCGGUAGCCGACUCUCUCGAAGAAUGCGUGAAGAAAUAUUUAGAAGACGAAGGGCUAGAUCAUCCAGAGUUCUCCAAGACUGUGAUGGAUGAAUUUCCAGAUGAGCCAAAUUACAGGAGAUGCAAAAGUACCCUAAAUUCCUCUGCAAAACUUGAAUCCUUGGCCAACUCGGCGAAAUGGGAGCCACCGCAUGGCAAGUUUCGACACUUCUUCUAUCCAUGGUCAGAGUAUGUUAAAGUUGGGGCAGUUCUACGAUAUUGUGCUUAUGAGGUCAUGGCACUUCAUGGUGUUUUACACUCUGAGAUUCAGGCACCUCACAACCUCCGGUUCACAUUCUACUCAGAGAUUCAGGAAGCAGCAACACAUGCUGCAGAGCUCGUUAGGAGCUUGGGAAAAGACAUUAGUAACAUGAAGCGAAGCCCAAAAACCUCACUACUAAAGAAGGUUCAUAGCUCAACGGAGCGCCUGCAACGAGCCAUAGACAUGCACUCUUAUCUCCUCGCAUCUAAUUUUGAUCCUCCUGACAACUCUUCCAAAUCACUUACCAAGCUCCCCGUCACAUUUUCAACCACCCAGUACGACCUCUCGAAUCCAUUAACCGAGUUUGACAGUAGCAGUGCAGAAAAUAACUUGAGUCAAAUAAACCAAAACGUGCCUUCAGGGACUCCUCCACAACAGACAGAGUCCUACCAUGAGAUGAUGAGGAAACAGUCAAGAAGACUCCAUUCAUGGCCAUCAAGGGAAGUGGAUGCUUUUGAAGAAGAAGGAGGUCUCGGUAUGGACUUUCUGCCAAGAAUGAAAGCAUUGGAGAGCACCGCAGCAUUGUCACUUGCCAAUUUUACUUCCUUACUCAUUGAGUUUGUUGCCAGGCUCGAUCACUUGGUUGAAGCAGUUGAUGUGCUUUCAAAGAUGGCCAAAUUCAAUCAUGAGGGUGUAUAGCUGGAAAAUAUACAGAUUUCGAUACAUUCCUAAUGUGCAAGUUAUACUACCAAAAAGAAAAUUAUAAAUUAGAGGGUGAAAAAUCUUAUAGGCUCUAAUAGAUGUUGUAACUUGUAAUCACCUGAAAUAACAAUAAGAAAAAAGUUCUUAAGUUUUUUCA